Cotesia glomerata is the source of this 4631-nucleotide messenger RNA. RefSeq names its product dachshund homolog 2 (gene dac). Bases 509 to 2905 code for a protein of 798 amino acids. The transcript has 13 exons. The record is from RefSeq and is a predicted model, not a curated record. NCBI's taxonomy places the organism in Eukaryota, Metazoa, Arthropoda, Insecta, Hymenoptera, Braconidae.
GUAGCAUUCAUAUGAUUUUAUUAAAGUGUAAUCCGCGGUUUCCAAUUUGUAAUAAAAUAGUUAAGUUGUUUUGACGAAUAAUUUUUAGUAUUGAAAAGUUACACUCUCUAGUACUAAGUGGACGUUUUUACCAUGAGCUUAAAGUGGAAGUUGACAAGUGUCUCCUGAGUGACAGGACCUGGGGUUUUAUCAUGUACAGUACAAGUCCUCGUGGUAAUAAGUGAUUAUAAAUAGCAUUCGUAUUUUAAUAGUAAUUUUUAUUAAAUUAAUAAAGUGACAGUGAGACAUUGGCUCAUUAAUUAUUAAAAUAAAUUAAUAAUAUCAGUGAAGUGUGACAUUUUAAGUUCAAGGCUUGACAGGCCCCGGGAGCUCGAGCUCUGAAGCUCCUGUGCAGCCUUGGGCCCACUGUUUUUUUGAUCAAUCAACAAUUAGGAACUGGGAACUAGUCAAAAAUUAAAAAGUUCAAAAGUGUAUAGUUAGAAAAAUACCAGACAGCCGGUUUUGAUAGAUGGACCACGGAGCGAUGGACAGUUCGUCUGAGCACAGUAGCCGUGCCAGUCCAGUUACCGGCAGUCCGAAACACCCCCACAGCCCGUCGGGCCAGCACUCACAGUCGCAGCAGCAUCUGAGUUCGCAGCACCAGCCACCACCGUCGCACCAGCUUCACCCGCGAGAUCUCCGCGACCACCAGCACCGACGUGUUCCGACUCCUGGGUCCCCGACUCGCGGGUCUCCGCCACAAGUCCAGCCUUUGAGCCCGCCGCCGUUGUCAGCGGGUGGAGGCCCAGGAAUACCUGGAAUGGUCCCGAGGAUGCCGGGACUCCCGCCACCGGAGCUGAGACUCCUGGGCCAGCUCGGCGGGAUGCUCAGCGGGCACCACGGCUCGCCCUUAGAAUUCAUGGCGGCUCAUCAUGGAGUCUUACCACCGAGGUCCUACAACAGCCCACCGCCGAUAAGCUCCAGUGACCCGACCGCCAACGAGUGCAAACUCGUUGAUUAUCGCGGACAGAAAGUCGCGGCAUUCAUUAUCGCGGGUGACACAAUGCUAUGCUUACCUCAGGCAUUUGAGCUCUUUCUCAAGCACUUGGUGGGUGGUCUCCACACUGUUUACACUAAACUCAAAAGACUCGAUAUUGUGCCGCUUGUGUGCAACGUCGAGCAAGUCAGGAUUCUAAGAGGACUCGGAGCUAUUCAGCCUGGUGUUAAUCGAUGCAAGUUGCUCAGCUGCAAGGACUUUGAUGUGCUCUACAGGGACUGCACCACCGCCAGGUAUGCAUCACCGUCAAGUAACAUUUUCUCUCUCGCUACAAACAAAAUUUCACAUAGAUGCUCCAGGCCCGGGAGACCGCCAAAGAGAGCAUCCAUGGGACUGAGUUUAGCGGCGAGUCAUCUUGCGGCUGCUGGACAUCCUCCUCUCAAGAAGCAUCGGCUCGACAAUGGGGACUACUACGAGAACGGUCAUCUCGACGAUUUCAUGUUUGCAGACGUUUCGCGACUGGAGAAGUCACCUCUGCUGGCGAACGGAUACAAUCAGCCGCCCACACACUUGAGUCACAUGCAGUACAUGCAGCUCGGAGGACAUCCAGGUGCUGGACACACGGCUAUUCUCUCGCCUGCGAGCCUUCCGCACCAUCUACAGGCACAGGUGCAGGCGCGUGUUGAACAAGGACUUAAAGUCAACCCGAACAUGACCAACAUGGAAGCUCUGGCAAGAUCGGGUGUAUGGGAAAACUGCCGAGCUGCCUACGAAGACAUCGUCAAGCAUCUCGAAAGGCUGAGAGAGGAGCGAGGAGAGGCUGACCGAGCGCUGGCGUUGGAUCACAAACCGAGGGAUCUCAGCUCCCACAAUGGCUCGUCGAAUGGGCACAGCCCGGUGCUGAAUCUUUCGAAAACCGCGGGAAGUGGCAGCAUUGGCGAGCCAUCUGGCAGCGAGGGCGCGGCUUCACAUCGCUCACACGAUGACGAAGAUGAGGACGACAAUUUGUCUGAUGACCUGGAGGACGACAACGAGAAAGAUGAAGAUCUCUCAGAUGUCCCAGAAAAUCUUCCGCUGCCACCCCCAGGUUCAGAGAGUCCUCCCCAGGCGUUGAACUACUCCCAAAUAGCCUCUGCAGCGGUAGCAGUGUCGCAAGGGGCGCAAGACCCCUCGGUUUCGAGCACGGAAACCCUCCUGAGGAAUAUCCAGGGCCUGCUGAAGGUCGCCGCGGACAAUGCACGCCAGCAGGAGCGACAAAUAAACUACGAGAAAGCCGAGCUGAAGAUGGAUGUACUCAGAGAAAGAGAAGUCAAGGACAGCCUCGAUCGACAGCUGCAGGAUGAGCAGAAGACUAGAAUAUUGUAUCAAAAGCGACUGAAGAAAGAGCGACGGGCGCGAAAGCGGCUCCAAGAGCAGCUCGACCUGGAGGUCAAAAGACGCACUCAGUUGGAAGAAGCUCUCAAGGCCACGGGAGCGACGCCAGAACAAGUCAGGGCGAUAGCUGAAAAUGUAACACCAGAAACCCGUACAAAAACGGAACCAUGCGACGAAAUGCCAGCACACUCGCAGUCCCAGUCAUCGUCAUCCCAACAGCAACCUCAGCAAUCCCAGUCCCAAUCCUCUCAGCAGUCGCAUCAGCAGCCCCCGCAACAACAGGCCCAAUAUCGGGAGUCCCAGGUUCCGCGUCCACCUCAGCAACCCACGACGCCAGAUGCAAUAAAGCCGGGUUGGGGUUACGGGCUUGAUUUGAUUGGUGGCCAGGCUUCUGCAUUUUGGCAAAAUUAUCAAGAAUCACUCGCCCAAGAGCUGGAGCAAGAGAGAAAAUCACGACAACAUCAAGCUACUGAAAGGGAUCAAGUCAAAUCUCCCCUUCAAGAAUCCCGAACGGGUUACUACAAAAACUCCGUUCUCUUCACAAGUGCGACCUAGAAGCGAAGAUUAGAAGAAGACGCGCCCCAAAGAUUCAGCACCAGCCAUUGAAAGUGGACGCGCCCUCUUGUGAAAAAGGAACAAACCCGUGAAAAUCGUCCCUCUAGCGGAGAUCAGCGAUAAUCUUUCCAGAGUAACCUAUGGAAUGUCAAACUGUAAAUUAUAUAUAAAACAGCUACUAGUUAUUAAUUAAUAAAUUAAUUAAUUAAAUGAUACAAUAUUGAGAUUGUUGUGAAACGUAAACAAGUAUAAUUAAAAGUAAGCUAAGUAAUAAUAAUAACUUUUAAUAUUUAACUAAAAAAUACAUGUAUAAAUGAAUUAGCGGACGCUAAUUACAUAUCAACGAUUGUGCAUUUUAUGCAGGGUCAUAUCGUUCGCUACUAAAAUUAUUAUAUUAUCAUUGGAGUGAUAAAUGGUAAACUGUAAGCGAAAGAGCGCAAUGACACUGACAAGGAUUUAUAAAAUUAUUAUUAUUUAUAAAGACUGCUUGUGAAUGUGUGAGUGCAUGUUCUCGUAAUUUUAAGGGUGACUAUUAUUAAUAAUUAAUAAUGAAUAAUAAAUAAUAAAUAAUAAUUAAAUAAAUAAAUAUCAAUAUCGACGAGCGAGUAGAUAAUUUUCAAGUCCGUAAUCGGCGAAUGCUAGUCGACCUCGUUCCUCCUUGCGUUUUAUAUUUUAGUUUAAAAAGUAAUUAUUUUCGUAGUGGGUAGCGGAGAAACGAGCGAUCGAGAAAUCGUCUGGCCGAGCGGGGAGGUGUCACGAAUAAUUAUUUAAAUCCUUAAAUAAUAACGAUGAUUUUUCAGACGCAUUGAUUCUCGGAAGGAAUGGAAGAGUAGUUGGAGUUUAAAGUAUAAAUAAAUAAAUAAUGAAACCUGUAUCAUACGUAGAGAAAUAAAAUCAUAAACUGUAGCCUCUUCUCUAACACUUCUAUUUAUAUAAAUAAAAAUAAAAAUAAAUAUUUAGCUGUACCGACAAUUGAUUUUAAUCAUACAUUGUACGAGUAUAUAAUAUUAACGCUCACGAAGUGAAAUACUUUAGUCUUCUUCCGGUGAGUGCAAUCCUGGAAAUUAAAAUUCAUAAUAGUUAUUAACUAUUAAUUAUUAAUUAAUUCGGUGAUUUAAAAGGAUACUAAGUCUUUCUCUUCGAAGUAAAUAUCUGUAAGAUUGUACAGUCUUUUACCUUAAGAUCCUUGUGUUGUAAAGUUGACGUAAUCGUAGCGUCUAGGUAGAGACUAAGUCUAUUAAAAAUAAACAAUUAAAUAAAUAAAAUAAAAUAAUAAUAAAUAAAUAAAUAAAUUGAUUGUAGUGCCGAUAAUCUAAUCAGUAAAAUUCUCUAUCGACCAAUUAUUUGUCCUGACUCUUCAAUGAUUUAAUAUAAUUGAUUAUAAUAAUUAUUAUUGAUAAAUAAUUAAAUUAUUGAAUGUCAGAGAAAAUUGACGUUUUUUUUCUUGUGGAACACUGUAAAAAAUUGGAGAAGAAUGGCAGCAAAUCUUUAUUACUGAGAGUAGAAGUUGAAUUUAACCUCCGUAAAUUUUUUACAGUGUAGUACCAGUAAGAUGUAUGGUUAUUAUUGAGGUAAUGAAUAUUAUUGAUUAUUGAUAAAUAUUAUUAUUAUUUUGUAAUUUGUUCUGAUGACUCAUUGGACUAUAAACAAUCUAAUAUCGAGGCUAGAAGUGUAUUCAUGUAAUUCAGCAUUACUACGUAUGAAUAAAUAGUUGUUAUUGUAAAAA